Diabrotica virgifera virgifera (western corn rootworm) is the source of this 2499-nucleotide messenger RNA. It is a transcript of the gene Slmap, whose product is annotated as sarcolemmal membrane-associated protein. Lineage: Eukaryota; Metazoa; Arthropoda; Insecta; Coleoptera; Chrysomelidae. The record is from RefSeq and is a predicted model, not a curated record. The coding region runs from base 354 to 2444 and encodes 696 amino acids. The transcript is spliced from 10 exons. Gene Ontology annotation, molecular function: protein binding.
GUGAUUCGGUUCGCUAGUUGUGAAGUUGUAGGACAUUUCCAUUUCUUUGUACAGAAAUGUCAAAUUGUUAAAGAAAAAUCAUAAAAAUAUAACUUCCCCGCUGCUUACAUCACUGUAAGUCACGAAUAACUAUGUAAAUGAGUAAAUUGCUUAAAUGAGAUACCAAAGAGCAACAUAUCUGUAAAUAAGUGGCGCAGGUCGUGCAUGGUGAUAUGUUUAGAUUGUACAUUAUUUUCCACAAUUAAUACAAAUUAUAUAUCGAAAUUCACGCCCACGAUUUUGACGUUUAUCUAUUAUAAAUGAAAAAGUCGAGAAAAAACCUCGUUCUAGGAUUUAACAUCGCUUCUUAGGCAAUGGUUGUAGUAAGUGGUAACUGGGUGAAAAAUGUUGCUACUUACUCACCAACGAAUGUCAUUGAUAAUGUGGUGAUCGUCGAAAGUAUGGCAGCCAAAGCAAUCCUUACCUCUCGCCCCAAUUCCCACCAUUUUCAAGAAAGGACUCUCGCCCUUGAUCAGCCCGUCAAAGUGGGCAGGGCAGUCGCGAGAGCCAAACCCGCCGCCAACAACGCCAUCUUUGACUGCAAAGUGCUGUCCAGACACCACGCGCUGCUAUGGUACGAGAAUGGCAAAUUUUUUCUACAGGAUACAAAAAGUAGUAACGGUACUUUUGUAAAUAAUAGCCGAUUGUCACCGGAUAACGGCCACCACGAACUCAGCUCAGGAGACAUCGUUCAGUUUGGUGUCGACGUCAUAGAAAAUAACAGGAAAGUCACUCACGGUUGUAUAAUUGCCACGAUCAAAUUGUAUCUUCCCGAUGGCAAGGAAGCCAAGGCUAGUCCCAUCUCCGAUGGAGGAACCCAUGGAAUGGUACCUCUCGACGAUUUGUACCGUUUGAACCAAAUAAUCCAGGAGGCGAACCAGAGAGAACAAUGUCUCGAAACCAAACUGACGGCUCUUCAGCAGGUUGUCUACGACACCAAAAAAUCCGCAGAAGAAAGUUGGCAAGCCUACGUCGGUGAGGAGCGCCUUUUGUCUAGGGUAUCGGCUCUGGAAACUCAGCUGCAAAGGGCCAACAAAAAUUGGGGCGAGGAGAGGUUUAGGGAAGAGUUAACAAGACUGCAGGAAGACCACGAAGCAUAUCAAAUAUCUGCGAAGGAAGCCUUAGAUAAACUCCAUGCAGAACGAUUGGAAGCAAUUGCUUUGGCUGAAGAUCAGGAAAGGUUGAGGAUAUCAACUAAACAAGAAGCUUUUCUAGCGAUAAAACAGUUUACUCAAGCACAGACAGAAUUAGAGGAAGUAGCAAAGCGAUUAUCAGAACAACAAUUAGAAGCAAGCGAACAAAAGAUUAAGUUAGAACAGUGUAUUCAAGAUUUAGAAAUGAAAUUAGAAGCCAAAAGCGCCAACCUUCUCACUCUUCAGAUAGAACUACAAAACAUAAAUGCCUUAAAUUUACCAGGGUUAAAGAAUCUCGGAUCAUUGGUAUCAGAUACACAAUUGGAUCUUAUUUACAAAGAAAACGAUAUGAAAUGUAAGGAAGAUAUACUUAGUGAAAAUGAAGACAGCGAAUCUCUUAUGAACCAGACAAAUGGAUUAGGUAGCCAUAUUAGUUUAACGGUGGGACCUGUGGAAGAAAAAUACGAAUGGGAGGAACACGAGUCUGAACCGAACGCAGAUGAAAAAAACUCGAAUGAUUUGAGGAAUGAGCCUCAAGAAGAGGUCAAGCGAGUCACGUUUAAGAUACCCGAGGAAGCUGAAAUGGAACAGGAAAAAGAGGAUCCUUCAGAUGACUCGGAGGAACCCAUCGAAAGAACCGACGCAGUCGACUCGAAAACGCUUAAAUAUCAAUUUCACGCUGCACAAAGCGAACUCAAACGCAAAAUCGAGACGUUAGAGACAAUAGCCAAUGCCCAUAGAAGUAAGAUAGAGGAAUUAGAUAAAGCACUGGAAGACGAGAAAACAUUAUCCAACGAUCGUCUAGCAGAAAAUGAUGUACUGAAACAAGAAUUAGUUUUACUUAGACAGAAAUGGAAAGAAAGUGCUAAUGAAAAUCAACAACAAAAGGAUCGACUAAGCGCCUUGAAUCUAGAACUCGAAUCAGCAUUAGAAAAUAUGAGAGUAACAGCCUUACAUCGAGAAAACGAAUCAACCACGGAAAAAUCCGAAAAAACUCUAGAACAAGAAAAAGUCGAACCUAUCGCCGAACCCAAUCUCCAGAAAGCCGUCGUACCCGUGGACCAAUUGGCCCAAGUGGAAGAGGAGCUCGUUUUGAUCAAAGAACGCUACGCUCAAGUGAGCGAAGAGAAACUGAGUUUGCGCCACGAUCUGGCAACGCUGAAGGGCCAGUACGACGCAAUGUGCAACCGAUUCUACAACCAGUUCUUCUGGUACGUCGCCCCCCUAGUCGUAAUGGUGCUGUAUCUGCUGAUAAGCGCUAUGAUAUCCUGAUUCGUGGCCAUUUUGUUAUUAUUUUUUUAUUUCUUCAUAGAGUUUCUUUUGAAAA